This is a messenger RNA of Trichoderma gamsii, 372 nucleotides long. RefSeq lists its product as hypothetical. Bases 1 to 372 code for a protein of 123 amino acids. The record is from RefSeq and is a predicted model, not a curated record. Lineage: Eukaryota; Fungi; Ascomycota; Sordariomycetes; Hypocreales; Hypocreaceae. The transcript has a single exon.
AUGUCUGCAGCUACAGCCCCCAAGAUGGAGCAGUUCGAAUUCCACGAUCCAUCCACGCGCUCCAACUGGCGAGUCUGCUCUCCCGGCAUCGAGGAAAUGACACUAAACGAAGACACGUUGAAUGGCCGCAAGUCAAUACUGCAGCGAUGGCAGCCGGGAGCAACCAAUCCAACAUCGAGUCCCAUGGUGCACACCUACAUCGAGGAGGUCUACAUCGUCGAAGGCGAUCUUACGGAUAAGAGGCUGGACCAGACCUUUUACAAGGGCAUGUAUGCAUACCGCAACGCCGGCAUGGAGCAUGGGCCCUGGGCCUCGGAGCGCGGGUGCCUUAUGUUUGUCACUUGCACGCCGGUGGAUAGUGGUAAGCGAUAG